This is a messenger RNA of Schistocerca cancellata (South American locust), 774 nucleotides long. Its product is annotated as translation initiation factor IF-2-like. Lineage: Eukaryota; Metazoa; Arthropoda; Insecta; Orthoptera; Acrididae. The record is from RefSeq and is a predicted model, not a curated record. The transcript has 4 exons. The coding region runs from base 1 to 774 and encodes 257 amino acids.
AUGGGCGCUCCAGUGGCCCAGCCAGGAGCGGGCGACUCGCGCCUCUGCCCGCCUCGUAAAGCCGGCAGCCCGGCCGGGCGGCGGGUCCAGCAGGGGGAGAGAAAGCCGUCCAGCCCGCGGCCGCCGCCCACACGCCACCCCUCCCCUGCAGCUAAACUUAGUGCGAGAUGGCCAUCGCGCGGUCCGCCGUCGGCAGAAAUAAUCGCCAACGCUGGCAGCGGCCUCGCCGAGGCCCCUCAAGGACCCGCGGGCGUGGCGCGGCAGCCCUCUCGCCAUUCGGACGUGCUCCUCGGUCCCCGCCCACUGCGACGUAGGCCGGAGCGCCAGCUGCGCAGCGCUGCACCAGCAGAGCACGGUAGUCGGCCAGCACGCCGCCACGGCCGCGGCUGGAGUGGCCCUGUGCUUCCGGCCCAGCCGCGCUUCAUUAGGCGGGCCGAGCUGCUGGCGCCCACAUGGCCGGCACGUGCCUCCCAUCCAGCCGGAGCCAGGGGGCCGGAGGCGUCCUCUAAUCAGGGGGGUGUCGCGGGCCAACCAACACAGCCGGCGUGGUUUACCGCAGCGGCGCCGCCGCGGCGCGAGGACAGCCAGAGAGCAGGUGGCGGAAGAGGCGGCGUCGCCAGCCACGGCCGGCGACGGACGAAGACCGGGGCGGCGCAGCGCCGCUCCGGAGACACGCAGUCUGCCGGGGGCGACCGGCGCCGCCUCCCGAGCCACUCCCUCUCAGUCCUGCCUCUCACGUGGGGACGCAGCCCUCGCGUCAACUGGAUGCCAUAG